AUGCCCAGGGUUAACCAUAGAUUCUGUGUAUGGCAUCUAUGGAGAAAUUUCUCAAAGCAAUGUGGCAGUUUGGAAAUAAAGGCUUUGGUUUGGGAGUUUGCUCGAUCAAGGACCGGGGUGGACUUUGAGAGAAACAUGGCGAGAGUUAAAGUCAUUUAUCAAGCUGCCUGGGAAUAUCUAGACAAGUGGCCGAAGGAAGCUUGGACGAAGGCGUAUUUCAGUGAUGUGCCCAAGUUGGAUAACAUUUGCAAUAAUGCGUGUAAAUUGUUUAAUGCAAAAAUCAAGCACGAAAGACACAAGCCUAUAUUGACUUUGGCUGAAGAAAUCAGAUGGAUUAUCAUGAAGAGCAUGAUUGAUAACCGACAAAAGCUAAUGGUUUAUCAAGGCAUUCUUCCUCCGGUGCAACAAAAUAGACUUGAGGGAUUGAUUAAGCUAUCUAGGAAUUGGGUUCCUCAUUGGUCUGCUAAUGAAAAAGAAUGUCUUUAUGAGAUACAAAGCUGGCCAACUAAUAUGGUUGGGGACUUGCGUAACCACACAUGCACCUGUAGGUUCUGGCAACUCACAGGAAUGCCAUGCAUGCAUGCAAUUGUAGCCAUACAAGAUAAGCAUGAUAAGAGGCCAGAGGAGUAUUGUCAAGAAUGGCUAAGGAUGGAAUCAUACAAAAGAAUCUAUUCUUUCAAUGUCAACCCGGUCAAGGGACAAUAUCUUUGGGAGAAAAUACCAUCCCCAGCCCCCGUUUUGCCCCCAAUUAAGCCUAAGCCAGGAAGGCCAACAACAAAGAGGAGAAAAGACAAGAAUGAGGGCCCUUCCGGCACAAGGUCAAAGAUGAAGCGAAAAUACAAUCCCAUCAAGUGCAUAUUCUACGGAGAAGUUGGUCAUAACAAGAAAACUUGUCUAAAGAAAAAAUAG
This is a messenger RNA of Arachis stenosperma, 909 nucleotides long. RefSeq lists its product as uncharacterized. Lineage: Eukaryota; Viridiplantae; Streptophyta; Magnoliopsida; Fabales; Fabaceae. Gene Ontology annotation, molecular function: zinc ion binding. The coding region runs from base 1 to 909 and encodes 302 amino acids. The transcript is spliced from 2 exons. The record is from RefSeq and is a predicted model, not a curated record.